AUGAGCGACUCAGAUUCCGACCUCGCCAUCCCAGCCUGGCAGAAGGCGCAAUCCGAUGAGAUCGAUAGCCAAAACACCGAAUCGGCCCCGACGCCAUCCAUGAGCAGCUCAACAUCAGAAGUCGAUGCGCCAGCGGCAGAAGUAACAGCAGAAGAGACUCCCCAGCCGGAAAUUGACACAGACGGUCAAGAAAGACUCGAGGUUGCAAGACGCUUUCUCGAGAAUGACGAUGUGCGACACGCGCCUCAUGAGAAGAAGAUCGAGUUCUUGAAGUCCAAAGGCAUUGACGAAGCCGAGAUACACGCGCUUCUUGGUCAAGACGAAUCCACAACAGAGACAGAGGCGCCAAUCCCAGAAACACCUAAUUCUUAUGCUCCAACACCAACCGAAACUCUGCCUCCAACACCAGCUUCCCAUCCGCCCGUCGACCGACCCCCAGUCGUCAUAUACCCUGAAUUCCUUGCGAAGGCACCCCGCCCUCCUCCUCUAGUUACAAAGGAGCGUCUCUUCAACGCCCUUUACGCAGUCACUGGCCUUUCCACCCUCAUCUAUGGGACAAGUCGCUACGUUAUUCGGCCUAUGGUUGACAGUCAGGCCGAAGCCCGUACAGAUUUCCACGAUCUGACCUCGCGAAAACUCGAUACCCUCGUCGCAAAGCUUGAAAAGACCGUCUCCGAGGUUCCCCCCAAGAAACCCAUCGCCGCAGUUGAGGAGGAGAGCGAUGCUGAAGACCCUACAGAGAUGUUCCACAGGGACAUGGGCACUCAAACCACAUUCCCCAUAAGUUCUGUGACAGCUAUGACAGACUCUAAGAAUAACGAGUCGGCUGCCAAACAUAACACCAAUCAACUCGGUAGCUUAAACAAGACUCUUUCUGGCCUGAAGGAUGAAUACCGUUCCCAGAGCGAAGGCAUGGAUAAGAUCAAAACUGCUGUGGAUAUGCUACGAGAUGACCUUGACACAAUGACAUACACUGCGUACCCCGAUCACAGUACUGGCUAUGACCUGUACGGCCGCUCACGCAAACCUGAACCAGAUGACGAAAUCCGCAAGGUGCGGGAUAACAUCCGGCGUGUGAAGGGAGUCUUGCUGAGCACGAGAAACUUCCCUGCCUCGGCAAGAUGA
Molecule: messenger RNA, 1125 nt
Organism: Fusarium proliferatum ET1
Lineage: Eukaryota; Fungi; Ascomycota; Sordariomycetes; Hypocreales; Nectriaceae
Exons: 2
Coding region: 1-1125 (374 amino acids)
Biological process (GO): protein import into peroxisome matrix, docking
Cellular component (GO): peroxisomal membrane; peroxisomal importomer complex
Molecular function (GO): signaling receptor binding
Source: RefSeq, a predicted model, not a curated record